UUUUAGUAAUGGAGUUUGAUAUCGAGAGAGAUUGGUUCUUCCCACAAGAAGACUAUCAAAAGAUUCUGAUAGCAGUGUUCAAUCUCAACACACUGUUCGAAUACUUGUUUGUGUUCUGGCUUGUUGGUACUUUCGGAGGCCAUUUCUGGGGAGCAAUUCUGUUGUUCUUCUUUUACAUCAGCACAACUGUGUAUUUUCACAUUAUAAACUAUGCAAUGAUGGAUCAGAUCAAGUACUCAGAUCACCAGAUUCGUUUUAAUGCUAAUUCUUGUGAGGGAUCAUUUAAAUUUUGGGCGAUGAUCUUCAUCACCUGAGACUGAGCCCCCACAAGAUGUGUCAACAAAGAAAACUUAAGAGAAAUUAUGGACUGGCAUAAGAAAACUUUUAUUUUUGCUUGGAUAGCUAGAGCCUUGCUGCUAACCUGCACUUUGAUAGCUUACCCCUUUUUCUGAGAAGAUGGAGAAGAUAUUGCUGUCUAUAUUUUCUUCUGACUGUUCUAUGCGAUCAACUCUUUGUAUCCGUAUUCACUAUUUCUUUCAUAUUAUUUGUUUGUCUUCCUGUUAUUUUUCUUACUAAUCCCAGUGUUAGCUUUUUAUUUCUUAAUAUGCUUCCUGAUCUCCCUUGUUGCUAAUCCUUCUGGCUGCUACGUCAAAUGUUUUGGGAAUCCGGUUGCAAAUAUUGAUCCGGAGAAUCCAAUUCAUAUUUACAAUGGAGUUCUGCCUGUUGAUAAUUCCAUCGAAGUCCAGAUAGGUAGGCCUGAUAUUUAUGGAUUAGGCAAUGAAUCUGGAAGAAAAGUCUUCGCUGCAAGUGCUUUCUCCUCUUCAGUGAGAGAUAGUCAUCCAGAAGAUGGACCCUAUCUUCCCAGAAGAAAUAUUGAUGGGAAUAGAAAAGAAGAAAUUCUUAGAAAUGGAAGAAGUAUCGUUCUUGAAAUUGAACUAGCUAUCGCUUCUAUGGGUUUUAAUGAAAAUGAAGCAAGACGUAUUUCUCAUGAAGUCUUCUUGGACUGGGUUCAAGAUUUGACACAAAACGAUAAUACAGAUUCAAGUGCAUGAUCUAUUUGUAGUGAUGCAUUACUAAUAAAUCAAAGAGUAGUUUUCCUUCCAUGAAGCAUGAUAUCAAGAAGACAUAAGUAUCAUAUUGACUGAAUCAAUGAUUGGAUUGAAAGACAAGAAGACGCUAAAAGAUGUCCAGAAUGUAUGGCAUCUAUCGGAGAUAUUGUGAUGAAUAUGAGCAUAGAAUUUAGAUCUCUCCUAAGCAAAAUCAAUCAAUAAACAAAAACUUGCUAAAA
Moneuplotes crassus is the source of this 1288-nucleotide messenger RNA. Lineage: Eukaryota; Ciliophora; Spirotrichea; Euplotida; Euplotidae. The record is from the annotation of a GenBank genome assembly.